Pedinophyceae sp. YPF-701 is the source of this 543-nucleotide messenger RNA. The record is from the annotation of a GenBank genome assembly. NCBI's taxonomy places the organism in Eukaryota, Viridiplantae, Chlorophyta, Pedinophyceae.
AUGCGAGCGGCCGUCGUCCGCGCUCUGCCCUCGCGCCUCUCCGCGGCGGUCGGGGAGGCCGCGGGCCUCGCCUCCGCGCUGUCGCAGGACAGGUCCCUCGCCACGUCACUCCCCCCCCGGGAGCCAUCUGGGCGCCCGGUGCGCUCCGCCAAGCGCCCCGCCGCGGGCAGCCCGCCCUUCGACGACGACGCCGUCCUCGCGCAGCACCCCGACAUGGUUCUGCCUCCGAACCACGAGUCCGGGAUGCGGCGCGUGCGCCCGAACGCCACGCGGCGGCUCCAGCCCCGGGACGUGGGGUUGCCGCAGCCGACGCAGUACCUCGACCACGUGCAGACGGGGCGGCUGCUGCAGCUGCUCAAGGACGACAGGGAGCCCUUCGCGGAGCUCGUCGGGCUGGUGUCGGCGCCGGCGCAGGAGCUCGAGAGGGACCUGCGUCAGGCCAAGGACAAGCUGGGCGACCUGGGGAGGGCGGUGGACUUCAACUACCUGAGUCAGGUGGCGGCGCGGGAGGGCGAGGGCGAGGCGGGGGAGAAGAAGGAGUAG